This is a messenger RNA of Somion occarium, 1266 nucleotides long. Lineage: Eukaryota; Fungi; Basidiomycota; Agaricomycetes; Polyporales; Cerrenaceae. The record is from the annotation of a GenBank genome assembly.
AGUGGGCGCUCAAGACGAUCCAUUGCUUGAUUUCUGACGUCGACGUCAUAUCUGUCUGCAACGUUGAAGAUGCGUUGUGACAGCAUAUAUAUAUCAUCACUUUUUGCAGUAGCCUCCAAGUAAUCUGCUGUAUGCUGGACUAAAUCAGUCACAGAGAUACUUGCUCGUUGCGUCCAAUCCUAAUCUUUGUAGUAAUGUCGCAGAAAGUUGUCGUUUGUGGUGCCGGAUUUCUUGGUUCAAACAUUGCUCGUGCAAUAGUUGGUGCUAACGCGGCUAGGAAUCGACGAGUUGUCCAAUUGUCCUCGCGUCAUCCCGAAAAGGUUCACCAAUCCGCUCUCCAAAGCCUUCCUCAUGAACAGCAAGCCCGUCUCCUCCCACCUGUAUCCGUAGACAUCACCCAACCAGAUACUCUCACUCCUGCCCUCCAGGAUGCCUCCGUAGUAGUCUCUCUGGUCGGUAUCCUACAUGGAACAGAAGCAGACUUCGACCGAAUUCAAUGGAAGGGAGCGCAGAACGUUGCUCGUGCAGCUCAAUCUGUUGGCGCCAAGUUGAUUCAUUUUAGUGCCAUUGGCGCAAAUCCGAAGAGCAGGCUUCCGUAUGAAAGGACGAAAGGACUCGGGGAGCUCGCCGUAUUAGAGGCCUGUCCAAGUGCGACUGUGAUUAGGCCAAGCCUUGUUUUUGGGCCUGGGGAUGAUUUCUUCAAUCGCUUUGCACGAUUGUCUAGAGUCCUGCCCUUCAUGCCUGUGUUCGGUGGCGGUAAGACAUUGUUCCAGCCUGUUUAUGUUGAUGAUAUUGCCCAGGCUGUGGAAAUAAUAUCUCGGGGUGAUGAAGCUAUUCGAAAGCUCGUGGAUGGAAAGAUCAUCGAGGCAGGAGGGCCGGAUGUGAUCACCUAUCGUCAAGUCAUGGAAUUGGUGUUGAAGUAUAGCAAGCGUUGGCGACCGAUCAUCUCAGUUCCAUAUGCAGUCGGUGAAUUGCAAGGAUUCAUUUUGGAGAAGCUUCCUCCAAACCUCUUUACCUUGACGAGAGAUCAGGUGGAGCAGCUGAAACAUGACAACAUCAUCAAUCCUAACCCAGGGCCGAACUCAGUCGCGUUCCAGGGGCUUUUGCAGACGUAUGCUUCACGCAGACUGGCCUCCGUUCAUGAGUACCUAUUGUCACGCAGUUAAAUUCGGCUCGUUCGCCGACUGUUGAACUCAGUUGACCGAAGGGUUAUAGGCUGCCAAGUGUACUCCUUUUCACUCAACGCACAGAAUACGCACACUCUAG